AUGAAAGGAGGAACGGACAUUUGCGAUGACCCGCACAUGAAAGGCCUGCGCGGCCAGCACAUCGACUGGUUCGGCGUUGACGGUGGGUGGUACGCCUUCAUUAAGGACGAUGACAUUGAUCUGCACGUGAACGUCCGCCUCACAGCACCUCUCCCCGAAGAGUUUCCUGAACGCCAGCUGGUCACCGGCCUCUCGGUCAUUGCCGGGGAACACUCCCUGAUUCUCGAGGUGACGAACCCCUACGACACUGACAUUAACGGUGGCUGCCUCGACGGAAUGUCGACACCAUGCUUGGCCAACGGCGGGCUGAGCGUGACUGUGAAUGGCGAGAAGCAAAUGGUCGAUUCGCCCCUGCUCCACCCCAUCAGGUACUGUCGGCGAAACCUGAUCGUGACCGCAUGGUGCAUAAGACUAUCAUGGACAGCGCCGUAG
Molecule: messenger RNA, 432 nt
Organism: Ectocarpus siliculosus
Lineage: Eukaryota; Phaeophyceae; Ectocarpales; Ectocarpaceae
Source: the annotation of a GenBank genome assembly